Seriola aureovittata is the source of this 9658-nucleotide messenger RNA. RefSeq names its product myelin transcription factor 1b (gene myt1b). Gene Ontology annotation, molecular function: DNA-binding transcription factor activity, RNA polymerase II-specific; zinc ion binding; RNA polymerase II cis-regulatory region sequence-specific DNA binding. The coding region runs from base 575 to 4429 and encodes 1284 amino acids. Gene Ontology annotation, cellular component: nucleus. NCBI's taxonomy places the organism in Eukaryota, Metazoa, Chordata, Actinopteri, Carangiformes, Carangidae. The transcript has 23 exons. Gene Ontology annotation, biological process: regulation of transcription by RNA polymerase II. The record is from RefSeq and is a predicted model, not a curated record.
UUCUCGGUUUCUGGGUUGUUACAGUAAAGUGGUGAUGCGUGCGUGCGUGUGUGUGUGUAUGUGUGUCUAGAGUUCAGCACCAAAUUGUGUUAUUACGAGGUUACACUGGGCGUUGAGCAGGGCUCCCGUGUGUGUGUGCGUGUAUGUGUGUGUAUGUAUGCGUGCGUGUGCGCGCGUGUGUUGAUGCACGGACAGAUGGAUGGAUGGAAGGAUGGAGUGAGUGUGUGUUUGAGAGAGGGAGAGGGAGGGGUUGGCCAUUUGAUCCUCUGCAGCAAAAAAACAGAGAUGCUCUCUUCAAAUGUCAGCCGCCUUUAGUGGUGCGCAGAUAAAAAAGUCCUCAGAAGCGGCGCUGGAAAUAAACACCGGCCGCCGGGGAGGCAGCGGCUCGGGCUGCACAUUUCGCCGGAUUUUGAAGUGCUCAUCUCGUCGGAUUCACCCCGAGACUGUGGUGCGGUGCAGAAUGUGAGCCUAAAAUGAGUUUCGGGGCGAGCUGGUGAACCAGCGGUGGACACGAGGCGAAAGGACCAGCAGCCGCUGUCAGGCCUCCCAGAGACUGCAGAGCCGUCGACCAAUCAUGAUGAGUAUAGAAGGUGAUGAUAAGCGGACUCGCACUCGGUCCAAGGGAAUCAGAGUUCCUAUUGAGCUCGUAGGACAAGAGCUGAGCUGCCCCACCCCUGGAUGCAAUGGCUCUGGCCAUAUCAGUGGGAGAUACUCACGACACAGAAGCGUUCUGGGUUGCCCCAUAGCCAGGAAGCGCCGCCUAGAGGAAGCGGAGGCCGAGCAGGAGCAAGAGCAGGAAACGGAGCGGCCCGCCUCCAAGAGGAAGUCCCACCCCCUGAAACUGGCCCUGGACGAGGGCUUCAGCGCAGAAAGCGACGCCAGCAGCGAGGCUGAGGGCGAGUUAGAAAAGGAUGGAGAGAAAGCAAGAGAGACCAAGGAGGAGGAGCGACAGGAGGAGGGAGAGGCAGCUGUAGAGGAGGAGAAAGAGGAAAUGACAGAAGACCUGAUGCAGGAUGGACGGACAAAUGGACAGGAAGUGGAGACACAGAGUCAGGAGGAGGAGGAGAAGACAGAAGAGGAAGACACAUAUCAGAAAGAGGAGAACACGUUUGCCGCUGAUGAAGAGGAGGAGUGUGUGAUCAUCGAGCCCGAGCUCAGAGCAGCGCCACCUGUACCCGAGGAGUCUCCUUCUCAGAGCGCUGAGGAGGUGGGCAACUCUCUCCUCCACCUGGGCCGAGUUUCCAACAACAAUGAUGCAACUGUGGCCAUUCAGCAGCCUGUUGCUAUGGAGACUGAGGAGGAUGUCAGUGUAGCAGCCAAAUGGGGUGAAGAAGUAAAGGACAAGCAGGAGGGGGACAUGAAUAAGGGGGGAGAGGAAGAGGAGGCAGCACACAGAGUUCAAGUAUUGGAAGAGUCAUCUAUUCUGCAGAAGGAAGCAGUUGAAGUGGAGGGAGCAGAGUUGGAGGAGGAGGAGGUGGAGGAUGAGCAUGAAGACAUUAGCCACCACGUGAGCCAGGAGAACCACCAGUAUCUGACCGCAGGCGUCCACCGUGAACAAAUCAAAGAUGAAGAGGAGGAGGAAGAGGAGGAAGAGAUGGCAGUGCCAGCACAGCAGAGGCAGGACACCUCAGCAGUACUAGAGGAGGAUGAGGACAGAGAUGAAGAGGACCACAGGGACCAUGUUCUGCCCAUUUCUGAUGUGCCAACUGCCAUCCGCACCAUCACCAGCACCGCAGAAGCUCAGGGAACACACAUCAAGACUGAAGACCACAGGGCCGGGCCUCUGGAGGACUACAGCUCACACAGGGCAAGUCCCCUUGACAAAUGUGACUCUCAUAAACCUAGCCCACUUCAAAACUACAAGGCCAGCCCUCCUUUAAGCUACAGCUCCCACAGGGCUAGUCCACUGGAGGACUACUUUCCCAAUGCCAGAGUUGAGAACUAUAAAAUCCACAAAGCCUCGUCCUCAGCCUCUCCCGACAUCAUCGAGGUGCGAUCAGAUAGGUCAGAGGAGAAAGACUUUGACGAUGUGGACGGGGACGACGAGCGCGAUGACGAAGACAGCCUGUCACAGCGCUCCACGGUGACUGACGAGUCAGAGAUGUUUGACAUGACCCGAGGGAAUCUGGGCCUGCUGGAGCAAGCCAUUGCCCUGAAGGCAGAGCAAGUGAAGCCAGCCGGGCCCAGGGAGCUGCUCCGUGCCCCGGAUAUCCACCACCAGCGAUACUUCACCAUGGAUGACAGGCCCAAACACCUGGAUGUCCUACGCAAGAGCUACUUCAGCAAAGAGAGCAGCAGGCCAGAGAAGAGGGAGAUCAAGUGUCCCACUCCAGGGUGUGAUGGGACAGGUCACGUGACCGGCCUUUACCCCCACCACCGCAGCUUGUCAGGCUGUCCGCACAAGGACAGGAUCCCCCCGGAGAUUCUGGCCAUGCAUGAGAAUGUGCUGAAGUGUCCAACUCCUGGCUGCACCGGACAGGGCCAUGUUAACAGCAACCGUAACACACACCGCAGUCUUUCUGGAUGCCCCAUUGCUGCUGCAGAGAAGCUGUCCAAGAGCCACGAUAAGCAGCAUCUCCCUCAGCCAGGCGCAGAGCACCUGAAAGGAAGUCCCAACGAUAGAGUUUUAAGGCCCAUGUGCUUUGUGAAGCAGCUGGAGGUGCCCCAGUACGGCAGCUACAGGCCCAACAUGGCACCUGCCACGCCUCGCGCCAACCUGGCCAAGGAGCUGGAGAAGUACUCCAAGGUGUCCUUUGAUUAUGCAAGCUUUGACGCUCAAGUGUUUGGGAAGCGCAUGCUUGCUCCAAAGAUGCCCACCAGCGAAACCUCACCCAAAGCCUUCAAAACUAAGCCCUCGUUCCCCAAGUCAACGUCACCCAGCCUCAGUCUCCAAGGUUACGGAAAGAGCUCCACCUUGGCCUAUGACUACUCCCACGAUGCCGAAGCUGCUCACAUGGCUGCCACUGCCAUCCUCAACCUGUCCACACGUUGCUGGGAAAAACCAGAGAACCUCAGCACCAAACCCCAAAACAAGGAAAUGGACAUUGAGGUGGAUGAGAACGGCACCUUGGACCUGAGCAUGAAGAAGCCCUUUAAACGAGAGGGCAGUCUGUCCGCUACCAGUCCCGGGGUUCGCUCCCCAGACCCUUCCUCCUCCUCCUCUUCCUCGCUGCAUCACAGCGGAAGUAGCGGGAUGACAUCACCGAACCUGCCCGCCUACAAGCAGGAGGACCUGGAGGGACCUCUGGAUUACACCAAACCCAACCGCCAAAGGGAGGAGGAAAUGGACGAGAUGGAGCACACCGGCCAGUCAUUUGUCUCAUCUGACCCAGAGGACUGUGACAUGAUGCAGGACUGUCUGGAGGAGAGGAAGUACCCCGGAGAGGUCACAACCCCAAACUUCAAGGUCAAAUUCCAGCCCAAGGACAGCAAGAAAGAGCUGCUCUCGUGUCCAACACCUGGCUGCGAUGGCAGCGGCCACAUCACUGGAAACUACGCAUCCCAUCGCAGUCUGUCUGGGUGUCCUCUCGCUGAUAAGAGCCUUCGGUCCCUCAUGGCGGCCCACACCCCUGAACUCAAAUGCCCCACUCCAGGAUGUGACGGCUCAGGUCACAUCACGGGAAACUACGCCUCCCACAGAAGUCUCUCUGGGUGCCCGCGUGCCAAGAAAAGUGGAAUUAAAACUCCUACCAAGGACAACCAGGAGGACUCCGAGCUUUUAAAAUGCCCGGUGCCAGGCUGCGACAGCCUGGGUCACAUCAGCGGGAAGUACGCCACGCACCGCAGCGCCUACGGGUGUCCGUUGGCGGCCCGCAGACAGAAGGAGGGUCUUCUGAAUGGCACACCCUUCAACUGGAAGGCCUUCAAGACAGAGGGGCCGACCUGCCCUACGCCAGGCUGCGACGGCUCCGGACACGCCAACGGAAGCUUCCUCACACACCGCAGCCUCUCAGGAUGCCCCAGAGCCUUGUAUGCCAAGAAGAAGGCCAAGUUCCCCACAGAGGACUACCUGAGCACCAAGUUCAGAGCCAGUGAUGUUUUGGACAAUGAUGAGGACAUCAAGCAACUCAACAAAGAGAUUAACGACCUCAACGAAUCCAACAACGAAAUGGAGGCUGACAUGGUUAACCUGCAGACUCAGAUCUCCUCCAUGGAGAAGAACCUGAAGAGCAUCGAGCACGAGAACAAGAUGAUUGAGGAGCAGAAUGAGGCUCUCUUCAUGGAGCUGUCUGGUCUCAGCCGCGCCCUGAUCCGCAGCCUGGCUAAUAUACGCCUGCCGCACAUGCAGGAGCCAAUCACCGAGCAGAACUUCGACAGCUAUGUGAGCACCCUGACCGACAUGUACACCAACAAGGACUGCUUCCAGAGCCCCGAGAACAAGGCUCUGCUGGAGAGCAUCAACAAGGCUGUGAAGGGCAUCAAAGUCUGAGGCUCCAUACACACACACACACACACACGCACACACAUGCACACAAACACACGCACACACACACACACACACACACACACACACACGGAGAAAACGCGAACUGUCCUGAAGCGCAGGAGUGUGACGGAGGUGAAGAUGGAGGGACGGAGAGAUGAAAGAGAGAUGUUGAAAUACUCUACAAUAUAUUGAAAUAUGAUUCAAAAACAAAAAGGGAAUUCAGGUUAUUUAAAUAAACGGCAACUUAAAAAAAAAAAAAAACAACCCAGGGAGCACUCUGUGAGAAGAAAAGUGACGCGGACCAAAAUCCACACCAUGCUGCUGCUGGGAUGAGGAGGAGGAAACCGGUCCUUCAGUCAGGAUGGAUGGAAAAGAAGAAUAACGUUACCAGAAACUGUAUCUGGAGGGGUUUAAUAUGCUGUAUGUUUACCUGUUGUCUCUUUUGUGUCCUUAACUGUUUUUGGAGGUUUCACUGUUGUGCGGUUUGAUGGGUUUUCACACUAAAACGUGAUCGCUCGCAGGAGCUUGGCGACAUGAAGAGGAGGACACGGAUGAGCUGAACACGCAGACUCUUUCAGUUCUUGUCCCGUAGCGUUCACUGUGGCGAGUGUGUGUGCGUUCGCUGGCUCCCCAUCCCACACAUACACCCCAGCAAUAUGAAGCAUGAACUAAACUGAAUUUGUGUUUGCUUUGUGGUAUCACUGUGGCAAAGACGUCAACGGCGCAAUGCUGACUCGGUUUAGCGAAGGAAAAAAAAUUCUUCAAGUUAAGGUCAUGAGACAGAUCCAGGAAGCGGAUAUCAUGUUUUAAAAAGCAGCAGAUAAAUCCUUUUUUUCUUUUUCUUUUUUUCUUUUUUUUGUAAACUGAGAUGAUGAUAGUAAUAGUGUGCACACAUUUCAAAUUCAGUUAGUCAUAUCAAUAGUAUUUAUCAACAUAGGAAUUGCACUUCAUUUUAAUUAAUAGUUUUGUGGUACAAUAAUUAUUGUUAUAUAUGAAUUAUUUAAACUUGUGAACAUUUAAAUUGUAACUUAUUGCCAUUUAUGUUAUUGAGGUUUAUUUAUUUGAAGCAAUCUAUUUAUUAACUUGGUUUUGUAACACAAAAAAAUGCAUCUUUACCGAUUAUCAUGGUCAAAGCGAUUUGCAGAUGUCUUACGUCAAUAUUUUAAGAAUCUAUAUAGAUGAGUGACAAGGCAUAUUUUGUUUUGAGUACUUUUUAAAAAACCUUUUUAAGUGCAGAUGUUUUAUAACUGACAAAACUUUUUUGAUAAUUUUACAAAAGCAAAAGUUAUUUUUUUGGGUUGUUCUUGUUUUUUCUCCCUUUUUUUGUUUUAUGUUCUUUCUGUUACUGCUACGUUCAGAAACUCACUGAUGAGAAAAAAAGAAAGUAUGUAUUUAUUAUUUAUUUAAAAUGAAAGAAAUUGACUGAUAUGGCUGUAUAUUUAUUUUGUUAUUUAUGUGCGUGAUGUGACGGUUGAGUCCGAGUAGUCUUAAAGAUCCACUGCUAAUAUUUAAAUAAAGAAGCAAAAUCAAUACAAAUACUGUUUGAUUACUUAGGCUUAUACCUAGACAUACCAGCAGCUGAUUGUAAAGACAAAAAAUACCCCAACAAAAGCAAUCACUGUUCUGUCGCUAUCUGGUCUCUGUGUGUUUGCUUUUGUCAGGUGAAAGAAAACCAAGAAAUGUAAAAAAAAAAACAAAACAAAAAAAAACAAAACAAAACAUAGAGUUCAGAAAUGUUACCUCUCCCAAGCGCUUUGUAGCGGCCACGACUGGCUCACCCAAAACCUCUGUAAUGUACCAGAGAUGCUUAAGUAAUGCUUUUUUUUUUUUCUUAUUUGUUAUUUUCAUCAGUACAAUGGUACAUAUAUAGAGCUCUCUUCCAGCAGUGUUUUAGGCUGGAUGUAUGAGUCUAAAACACACACACACACAGAGUGACAUAUCCAACCCUAGAGGAUACUUUAGGAUGGCCUCCUUUGACAAACUUCUAUCAGAUAAACAUACACACCCUUGUAGCCUUACUCUAGAUUUUAAUUUUUUGAUGCACAAAGUGCCACUGAGACAAGAAAAAAAAAAAGAAAAGAGAACUCACUUUCUUUCCUGAUUCUUCGCAUUUCUGCAAUGUAACAAUGUCUGGUCCCGGGAAGACCACGGCAUCAAGAGAGUGGUGAUUGUUUCAGAUGCCUUUAUUUCUCUGCCAAGAUGGCCAUAAGUACACUAUAUAUACAUUCUGUAUAAAUAGAUUUUAAAGAUGCUAUAUAUAUGAAUAUAAACAUACAUAUAUUUUUCCAGUGUAAUUGUUGACUUGCUCUUCUUGUCUCUUUACCUUAUUGGAGGAUCACUAGCUGUCUAGAAGAGAUGCGAUGGGCGUUAUCAAUAGGAGGCAGUUACACCUUAUUUAAUAUCACUAAGACCUGCUCAACUGUGGCUUUAAACAUAACCAUUCAGUCAAGCUGAAGGCAAAGUAGGCGUUGUUGAUGAAACAGUACAAUACUUUGGAAGUGUUUUCAUAGGUUUCCUUUUUUUCCUUUCCUAUAUUCGUCUGUCCUUGAUCCAGAAGUGUCAAAAACAUCUACUGUAUGUUGUACUACUGAAUCUGAGAAAUGACUGUCAAUUUGAAACUUAGAUGGUUGGCUCUUUGUUCCUAAGUGUCAUGUGAGUUCAUGUAUAUUAAAAAAAAAAGAUGACGAUGCCUCUGAAUAAUGUUCUGCACAUAGUGUUUGACAACAUUGUGCAGUUAAUGUAUUGUUAAUGGUAAGGCCUGCUCGCCACAAGCCCAUUCUCUCUAAUGUUGAAACAAGCAAGUAGGAGACUGUAGUGUAACCUGCCUUUGAGUGAUCCGUCGCAGCUACUGUGGUGUACAGUAUGAUACCCUUGUGUAACGCUGAUGUCAAAGGCAUGUUGUAAAUGUGCUUUUAGCCAAUGUAGAAUGAAAACUCCUUUUGUGCACUUUCUAACUGUUGAAAAUGCCAGCAUUUGAGUCUUGACUUGGGAGAACCCCAGUAGAUCACAGGCAAUAGCAAGUAUUCACCCCCCACUGGAGGAGGGUGCAUUACAAAGCAUUGUCACACCUGUUUGUUGCUGUUCAUAUAGAGAAACAACCUGUGUGUUAUGUCAGAUAGAGACACCUCUUUGAUUCAGGGGGGUUCAAAAAGCUCGAAAAAUGUAUUUAAAAAAAAAAGAAAAAAGGAAGAGGUACUUUCUUUUUCCAAACAAAAACCAAAAGAGACUGACAGGAAGCAGAGUUUGGUUCUCAGGUGACCGGGGAGAGCUGCUAAAGCAGAACAGAGCAAUGCCAUAGGUCAGCCAGUCAGCUGAGGCUAGAGGCGAUAGCAGCGGCUGGAUCAAGGCCACGUGUGAAAUGAGAUGAGUGUGUGGGAGUGGGAAAUUGAUUUGCCAGGCUACACAAUCUCCCCCUUGUUUUGGGAGGAGGUGUUUGUUGCAUAAAUAUGUGUCUAUCACUCAAAAGAAUGUCAAAGCUUUUUAUGACUUUUAAACUCACCCACCCCCCACCCCCCACCCCCCACCCCCACCCCCACCCCUCCUUCAUGUGUUGUGUAACCUUUCCUCAGGAAAGAUAGUUUUGACGCAUUUGGUUAACAAAGUAGCGUAUCCUUCCUCUCUUGAAAUGCACGAGAAUCCUACCAGAGAGUUUUAAGACUGAAUAUUCUCCUAACUUAUUUGAUAUGGCAUGACCCCUUUUAAACUGCUUGAUGAAAUUGUCUACUGAGGUAUGUAAAUGAAUAACACUGAGGCCAUGAAAGCAUAGCAUUUUCAAAAAAUGUCAGCUGAGAAAGCAAAUGCAGCCUACGGUUGGUUCUGCGCCCACGCACUGUAUGUUUUCUUAUUUACAUAAAAGUACUGAGUGAUGGAGUGAGGAGCUUUAUUAUUCUAAAUAGCAAAGAAAAAAAAAAGUAAGAAAGAAGGAAACAGGGCCCAGUUUCCCUGAAGCACCUGGAAUGAAAAUGAAUUUAACAUAAUGACACUUUCAGGGAAACCAGUCCAGACCAAAAUCCAGCUGUGCAUUUAUAGAGGGGGAGGGGGGGGCACACCUUCGCAUCCUGGUUUCAUCUUAGGUUCAGAUGUGAAGAGCAGAGUGGGCGCACGUCGACUCAUAAGAAAGAAAUGUCAAGUUGAGUGGCACUUUUCAUCAAGCUGAACAAAACCAAAAGCCCCCACCCCCCACCCCCACACUCCUCCUCUUCCUCCCCCUCCUCCUCCACCGUCUCCCUGCUGUAGUUACAAGCUGUGUGGUCUUAUCAUGUGUGCCUUUCUCACUCCACUCAUUUCAAGAUAUGGUAUGUUUACACUUGGCAAACCUGGUUCAAAUACUGCUGAAACAUUUGGUCUGGAUCUAGAUCUCUUAGUUAAUACUUUUAGGGAAGUUGUGGGGGAGGUAAUUAUGUAUAGGGGGGAAUUAUGUAUAGGGAAAUAAAAUAAAUGUGUCUUUUACAUGCAGGUAGAGGCCAUUUUUUGACAGAGAUACAAAACAACAAGCUUUUGUUAGGCUAAAGAAACUGUGAUCACACUCUGUCGAUUCAGGUGCCAAACUGCAUGGACUGUUUCUGUGAAGGAAUCUGAAGAACACCAUCACCAUCAUCCCUAGAUAAUGCAUCAGUGUGCAGGGCAUUAUUUUGAAACAAGUGGAAGUCUCUGUACAUAUUUGUAUUAAGAAGAAACAGUGUUAUUGUUGUUGUAUUGAAGACAAGUUAAAAAUGGUUUUAAAAAAAAAAAAAUAGUUUGUGACAAAGAAAAAAAAAUCCACAGCCAAGGGUUGUCCUGCUAGCACAUUUUUACAGAGAUGAGCUAUUUUUACUGGUGAUUUUCUAGGCAUUGAUAUUGAUAUCCUUUUAAGAAAGUACAAAACUUCCAAAAUUACAAGCACUUCCACAAGGAUAGAUUGUAAGGUAAUUUUUGUUACUUUUGUAGAUGUGGCCGUUCCUUUGCUACUGCACCAUUUUGUAAAGUGGGACAGGCCUUGGCUGUGUGUCCUCGGGGUCUCAUGUUUUUUUGUUUUGUUUUGUUUUGUUUUGUUUUAUUGUUUUUUCUUUUGUUUGGGAAGUAAAACACUGUAGAUGGGCUGAAUUUGUGACUGUGUGUUUGUGUACUUGUGUACAUGUUCCCCUGUUCCUGUGUCAGUGUUAUAAACCAGAGAAGUGAUGUCAGUUAUUGUGGGGGUAUGAACCAUUUUAAAUGUUCUCUAUGAAAAACACAAAUAAAGAAUCAUAGACAAGA